This is a messenger RNA of Brugia malayi, 3489 nucleotides long. RefSeq lists its product as uncharacterized. Gene Ontology annotation, molecular function: protein binding. The transcript has 22 exons. Bases 1 to 3489 code for a protein of 1162 amino acids. The record is from RefSeq and is a predicted model, not a curated record. Lineage: Eukaryota; Metazoa; Nematoda; Chromadorea; Rhabditida; Onchocercidae.
AUGGAUUCUCAGGAUUUGGUUAUAAAUGCAAAUGAUUUGGAUAAAAAUUCCAGUCAACAUUCCAGCGAUGAAUUGAGUAAUGUUAGUGAUAACAAUGAUACUGAUAAUGGUGAUAAGGAUAAUAGUGAUGAUGGUUCAAGUAUUUGUAAUAAUGAUUCUGAUAUAAGUUGGUCAUCAGAAAUAGAAAUGAAUUAUCAAAAAAAUAAAUGUGCAUCACAAUUAUUGCUACUAAAUCAACAAUAUUAUGAUAAAAAUGAUACAUUAUCAAUUGCUAAUGCUGGAAAUGUUGAUAACGAAAUAGCAUUAUCACUUUGUCAUAGUAAUACGUCAAAGGAUGAUAAUUUAAAUAGUGAUAGCGAUGAGGAAUUUGCUGUACAUGCAUAUGAAAAAAUUUAUGCAAAUAAUACAUUUAUUACAAAUAUGCAUAAUGGUAAAUGUUUGAAUGAUGAUUUUAUUAAAAUGCAAUCAGUAAGUGACGAUGAAACUACCGCAUCUUCUGCACCAUAUUUUUCACGAAAUAAUUAUCGGACAGCAAUAUUUAAGACAAAAUCAAAUACAAAUGUAAGCGAUAAUUGGUCAACAACAGCAAAUAAUUUCAAAUAUGGAAUAAAUUUUGAAAGUGAUGAUGAUUUGGAAGCAAGAUCAUCACCAUUUACCUGUUGCUGGUCAGCACCAGAAUUUAUUGUUGACAAUGAGCGACAGUCAUCUGUGGAAUUAUCAAGUUCACAAGAAGAUGCUUGUUUUAAAUUUGAUGAAAAUUUUGCAAAUGAAAAAUGUGAACAACAAACUUUGCAUUGUGCUAAUUUAUAUGAUGAGUAUGAUGAAGCAAUGCGUACAAGUAUUUUGGAUUUUAAUACUGGAUCAACUGGAGUUAAUAAUAAUUUAACACAUUUAAAUUUACCAUUAAAUGUGAUGGUGACAUGUCGACGAGUAAUCUCUGAAAAUGACUCACUUUGUAUGUAUGAUGCUAGUCCAUCACCACCACAUCAAGAAGAGGAAAUAAGUUUUGUUGAUGAAUUAACAGAAAUGAAUGAAACUGUCAACAAAUGGACACCCGAAGCUCUUCUAAAUUUUGCUAAAGAAACUUUCGGGGAAAAUUCUGAAACUGAAAGACAAUUAAAUGGAAAAUAUAAUAUAACAUCAACAAUUACAAAAAUAUCAAAAUCACUUGGAAAUUUACAUUUGUGGGAAACGGAAAUGGGUUGGAUUACAAGAAAACCGUCAGUAAUGGAUCAUUCCGGAAUAGUUAUGCGUCAAAGUAUUAGCUGUCAUGAUCAGAUGAUUACGUCAUACGUGGAUUGUGUUAUACAAAAUCAUUAUAAUAGAUGUUCUUCACCAGAUUGUCGUAAAUAUGCUUCUAAGCCAGAUACAUUGAAAAAGCAAAUGAUGACAAUGAAUAGUGAAAGUGAUACGUCAGAUGACGAAUGGAUUCGAUGCGUGGAUGACGUACCAUUAGAUGAAACACUUAACACUGAUAAUCAUUCACGUAACGAAAUUUAUUCUCAAGUUAGGAAAUUAACCGCUGAUGAGGAAAUGAUAAAAGUGACGAAUCAGAUGGAUUAUUUAAAUGAUGAUGAAUUCUUAUCAUAUCAGUCAAAAUAUCAGCAUACUACUUUGAAUGAUCCAAUGCAACGUAGAUCAUAUUCAUUAAAUAUUUUGGAUAAACUACCAGAAGCACUGAUCGAUUUGGAAAAAGAAAGAUAUUUAUUCAUAACAAAAAUGAUUACUACUGCUGAUAAGGAGCACUAUUAUGCUGAUAUUCGAGAUUUAUCAAAUUUCAAUCAACAUGCAAUCUACUAUACAAAUAUGAGUGAUAAAAAUGAUCUCGAAUAUGAAUCAGAUGAAAGUAUUAAAAGUGAUAGUGAUAAUAAUGACAAUGAGAUUGAUGUUAUUGAUGAUUUUAAUGAUGAUAAUGAUAAUGAUCAUGAUAAUCUUGAUGAUGAUGAUGACACAUUUACGGGUCAUAUUCUUCCGGUUCAAAGAAGCAAAUUACCGAAUUUUUAUGAAUUUACAUUUGAUAUUAAAAAGACAAUUCAUAAUGAUACUACAAAAUUACUAUCAAAUAUUGAUAAAAAUGUUUAUCCAGUUAUUGAAACGUAUAAACCAGAAAUUGAUGAACAAAUAAUGAAUUCAACGGUAACUUUAUGGGAUAAUUGCUGUGAAUAUGCUCAACAAAUAAAUGAAAUUGCUCGAGUUUGGAUUCAAAAAACAUCGGAAACAUCAAAUAUUAGUGAAAUGAUUAACACACAACAAACUUCGACAACAAUUUCUCCAAAAUCUGAUAAUUUAACAAAUUCCACAAUGGAAGCGAUCGCAUUGAAUAAUCAAUGCUUACCAGCUUCAUUACCUGUUGAUGUAUUACCUGGAAAAUUUCUCACUCAUUCACCAUUAUCAACAGUAUCAGUUGUUCAUCGACGUUUACCACCACUACCAAUUAAUUCAUUAUCAGCAAAUAUUAUCACUACUCCUAUCACUACUCUUAUCACUACUACUACUACUGCUACUACAACAACAGCUACUACUGCUUCAUUAUCUGAACAUCAUUUCAAUUCAACGACAUCAUCUCCGAUGUCAACAAAUUUAUUCUCACCAUCAACAAUUGUUUCUUCUCCCAUUCAACAACAAGUUACUAAAGAAGAUCAUAGGAUUUGCUUUGGUACUGACUCAGUGAUGAGUCGUUCAGUGCUACUGUUUGAUGAUAAUAGCUACUAUGAUGAUAAUAAUCUUAAUGAUAAUCAAAUUUCUUCCAGAAAAGAUGACUCAUCCGGUGUGUCAUCCUGUUGUACAGGUAUUGUUGACCAGUUCAAUCCAACUCAUCGAGUACAUUCUUCAUUUAUUCCACGACACGAUGAUGAGGUACUGCUGGAAAUUGGUGAUGCAAUUCAUGUUGAAAGGGAAUGUGAAGAUCACUGGUGCUAUGGUACAAAUCUACGAACCAACCAACAUGGCAUCUUUCCAUCAGCACAUGUUUGUGAAAUUGAUUUAGUUGAAGAAAUUUGCAUGGGAGCAUUACCAAGUAAUGUUAAUCAAACGAUGACAAAUGAACGUGACACAUUUUAUUUGACAAUGUUAGCAUCAAUUGAAGUUGCACAUCAUAAAGGCAAUGAUAUACUUAUACAAGCUAUGAAUAAGGUACUUGGUGUUUAUCAAAAUAAGGAAGAAAUAAUAGUACCACAAACAGUACUAAUGGAAGUAUCAUUUCGUGGUAUACAUAUUAUUGAUAAACGACGAAAGAAUUUUUUUCAAUGUCCUACAUUUGAUUUCUUCUAUAGCUUACAAAAUAUUUCAUUUUGUGGUGCACAUCCAAAACAACUUAGGUAUUUUGGUUUUAUAACUAAACAUCCAUUAUUACCACGUUUUGCUUGUCAUGUUUUCUUGUCAAAUGUCUCAACACAACCAAUUGUUGAAUCGAUCGGACGUGCUUUUAAGCGUUCAUACGAUGAAUAUAUGGCAUUUGCGCAUCCAACAGAAGAUAUUUAUCUUGAAUAA